Molecule: messenger RNA, 2776 nt
Organism: Hypanus sabinus (Atlantic stingray)
Lineage: Eukaryota; Metazoa; Chordata; Chondrichthyes; Myliobatiformes; Dasyatidae
Gene: yars2
Product: tyrosyl-tRNA synthetase 2, mitochondrial
Exons: 5
Coding region: 688-2235 (515 amino acids)
Biological process (GO): tyrosyl-tRNA aminoacylation
Cellular component (GO): mitochondrion; cytosol
Molecular function (GO): ATP binding; tyrosine-tRNA ligase activity; RNA binding
Source: RefSeq, a predicted model, not a curated record
UGUUUGAAAUUCUAAUACAGGAUCAUUAUAUCCCACAACAAAUUCUCAAUUUUAAAACCAAAGCAUAACCAGAGGAUAAUUAUCCAGAGAAUCCUGAUGAAGGGUGCUGGAAAAGACUGUUUACUCUUUUCCAUAGAUGCUGCCCGGCCUGCUGAGUUUCUCCAGCAUUUUGUGUGCAUUGCAGUGGAUAAUUAUGUUACUUUAAAUUCCUUGAAAAGAACCCAAAUGUGAUGAUGAAUUACAGAGUAUAUAAUCGGCACUGUGGAAUGAAUGCCACCCAAAGGAUAUAGCUGUUGUUUAGAAACUGCUGAUAAAAGUGAAUCCAGGAUAAAAAAUGUGGCAAGGGUAUCUUUUUAACUGUAGGGUAAGGGCUGCAGAAAGAAGAAGGAACUGCUGUCUACCUGAAUUAGAAAAUCACUUCAAUAUUGGCAUGACAGUCAACAUCUCAGUUUGAGAAGUAUUUUCUUCAGAACAAGAGCCACUGAUGUAUUCUAAGCUUGAACUUUUUAGAAAAGGAUUGCAAUAGAAAUCAAAAAAUAGAAACUGAUCUAGUGAAUACAGUAAAGAAGGCGAGGUAAGUUCCAUGAUCUUCUAAAACCUACUUGCUUUAUUCUUGCGUGAUUUACAGCAGUUGAAUGGACUAUUGUGAAGAGACUCGUUUUGCCAGUAGCUAUAACCUAGUUAUUAAUGUGUUUAAAAUCCGGGCCCAACAGAAGUCAUACUUUGCACCACCAGGCUAUCCUGCAACACCCAUUAGGCACAGCCGCCGCCUCUGGGCCUCCACGACCUCGCCGAGAGGCUGCCGGGAUGGCGGCGCCCGUGGCUCCGCUGCUGGGUUUACUGAGGAGGCCGAGAGUCUUGUUUACGGCACCGGGGAGAGCUGAUACCCGCGUCUGGAGCCGACGGAAAAGCGGCGGGAGCGUUUUGCAGCUUCACCAGCGAGGCCUUUUCAAGGACGUGUUCCCGGCGACAGGCGGGCUGCAGCAACUGCUCUCCGCCGGCGCGCAGAGCGUGUACUGCGGCUUCGACCCCACAGCCGACAGCCUGCACGUCGGCAACCUGCUGGCUCUCGUCGGGCUGCUGCACCUCCAGCGAGCCGGCCACCGCGUCCUGCCGCUGCUGGGGGGAGCCACGGCUCGGCUGGGCGACCCCAGCGGCCGCAGCAGCGAGCGAGAGGCGGUGAGCGCGGACAAGGUGCGGGAGAACGCCCGGAGCAUCCGGGAGGGGAUCCUCGGCGUCUUCCGCAACCACCGCGCCUGCUUCUGCAGCGAUGCCGAGGCCGCAUCCUUGGGCCCAGUCAGCGUGGUCAACAACUCGGACUGGUAUGAGGGCAAGGAAGUGGUGGAUUUCAUCGACACCGUAGGGAGGCACUUUCGUAUGGGCACCAUGCUGAGCAGGCACAGUGUGCAGUCCCGCCUUAAGAGCCCCGAGGGGAUGAGCUUAACCGAGUUCACUUACCAAAUGUUCCAAGCGUACGAUUUUUAUUACUUAAAUCAACACCAUGGCUGUAGGAUUCAGCUGGGAGGGAUGGAUCAACUCGGCAACAUUAUGUCCGGAUACGAAUUCAUUAGCAAGGUGACUGGACAGGACGUCUAUGGCAUCAUGGUACCACUUGUAACCAGUGCAUCAGGAGACAAACUGGGGAAAACUGCAGGAAAUGCGCUAUGGUUAAACAGAAACAAGACUUCGCCCUUUGAACUCUAUCAGUACUUUGUCAGGCAGCCGGAUUCACAUGUGGAAAGAUAUCUGAAACUUUAUACCUUUAUCCCACUUCCUGAGAUUGAAAGCAUCAUGGUCAAUCACAACAUAGAUCCAGGAAAGCGAAUUGCUCAAAAACGACUAGCAGCAGAAGUCACAAAAUUGGUCCAUGGAAAAGAAGGAUUAGAAUCUGCCAAAAGAUGUACGAAUGUGCUCUAUCAUAACAGUGUGGAUGCUCUGGAGACCAUGUCGGAUGAAGAACUAAAAGAAUUGUUUAAAGAAGCAUCAUUCUCUGAGAAUCUGCUUGAGCCAGGUACAACAGUGCUGGAUCUUUGUCGCAAAGCCAACGCUAUUCCAGAUGGCCCCAGAGGGUACCAGAUGAUCAUGGAUGGUGGGAUUUGGAUUAAUCACUUACGAGUGACGAAACCAGAACAAGUGCUGGUUUUAAAGCAACAUAUUCUGACAAAUGGACUGUCAUUGCUAAGAGUCGGAAAGAAAAAUUAUCAUAUUGUGAAAUGGCUCAAUCUGAUAACUUAGUCGCUGAAGUUCAUGGUUGUUAUAUUGUCAUUGUUAUAAGUGGUAUGCAGAAUGAAACAUUUGGUGCUGUAUGUUUUCCGCACUGAGGUAAAUGUGAGUAAGCAACAGAGACCUGAAGAUGCAAACUUGAUCGCAAUGUGCUAAAUUAGAAUAAUGCUAGAGUGCUUCUGAGUCAGGGUUAUACAGUAAAGUUAGAUUUGUAUAUUAGUUACUAAUUGACAUCUUUAAUCAAGUUGUAAAAUAAACCUUAAAAUUGAAUUCUCUGAAUGGGUGGUGGCACUGAUUUAGAAUUGGAAAACAUACUUUCUCAAACUUGUGUAUUUGUGAAAUCAGUUCUUGGGAUUACAUACAGCCAUGUACUAAAUGCAUCCACUGUACUAUGUACAGACAUUUAUUCUCACUGAGUGAGGGAGGUAAUCAAAAUAACUUAUGUCCAUCUACAUGAAAUGUUAUUUGUAUAAAAUUUGCACAGCGUUGAGAAGAGUACCUCUGUAUAGCAGUUAAAUAUAAAAUGAAUUAAAAGGUACAAUUUUUAAUUUCA